Messenger RNA from Cladocopium goreaui, 753 nucleotides. The record is from the annotation of a GenBank genome assembly. NCBI's taxonomy places the organism in Eukaryota, Dinophyceae, Suessiales, Symbiodiniaceae.
AUGUCAGGCACUGGUUUCGUAGCUCCGGCAGACCUGCCACUGUCAGAUGAAGAAGAUGUUGAGCAGGUACAAAGUGCCCCUGCUCAAGCCUCAUCUCAGAGACAUGUUGGCUUCGGCCAGGAUGUGAAGGAACCUUCACCUUCUCAAAGCCACAGAGCAUCGCGAAAAGGCACGGGCUUCGUAUCUCCAGAUGACUUGCCGCAUUCAGAUGAGGAAGACGAUGAGGCACAGCCCGCAACCUCGUCCCGGCAUGUCGGCUUUGACAAGGACGCGCAAGAAGCUUCGCCUUCUCAGAAGCGUCAUAGCGCAUCGCGAAAAGGCACUGGUUUCGUAGCUCCGGCAGACCUGCCACUGUCAGAUGAGGAAGAUGUUGAGCAGGUACAAAGUGCCCCUGCUCAAGCCUCAUCUCAGAGACAUGUUGGCUUCGGCCAGGAUGUGAAGGAACCUUCACCUUCUCAAAGCCACAGAGCAUCGCGAAAAGGCAGGGAUUUUGGGGCUUUGUGGGACUGGAAUCAUGAAGUCAAUGAGGGAAUCUUUGGCACCCGUUGUACCUGCUUAGUCAAUCUUUCUGCGACAAGCUCAAGAAUGUUCAACCAGAGUCCUGCUCACACUGCAGAGCUUGGAUCAAACAUGUUUCCAGACAGUGCUUGGCAGGCACGGGCUUCGUAUCUCCAGAUGACUUGCCGCAUUCAGAUGAGGAAGACGAUGAGGAGGGCCAGCUCGUGUCGGUUCUUUUUGGUUCUUUUUGGUUGA